Messenger RNA from Hippocampus comes (tiger tail seahorse), 1179 nucleotides. Its product is annotated as zinc finger and BTB domain-containing protein 11-like. Gene Ontology annotation, biological process: regulation of transcription by RNA polymerase II. Gene Ontology annotation, molecular function: DNA-binding transcription factor activity, RNA polymerase II-specific; protein binding; RNA polymerase II cis-regulatory region sequence-specific DNA binding. The annotation marks the transcript as partial. The record is from RefSeq and is a predicted model, not a curated record. The transcript has 3 exons. Lineage: Eukaryota; Metazoa; Chordata; Actinopteri; Syngnathiformes; Syngnathidae.
GUGGUCAGAUCAUAACACUUUUGAAUGAACACUGAAAGUGUCUAUUUGGUGAGACGUUUAACGACAGCGCUCUCUAGCGGCGCAUUGUGUUGUUGUUUUUUCUCCCCUCAAGGGCGGCACUUCCGCCAUAAGUACGUAACAUCCGGUUGUGCAGCAGCCAUUUUGUCUGUUCGGGCACGUCUACUCUGACGUUCGAAAAACUGGCGUUCCACCUUAACAAAAACACUCGAAUAUACUCACCAUGCCUUUUUUUCAACUUUAUACUUGCGUCUAAAAUAUAUAUUAACAUCCCAAACGCGCCUCCGAGGAAAGGCAGACUUUUCGCGAUAAACGCCCUGGCGUUGUAGCGGGCGACAGGGUCCAGCACCAUGUCGUGCAAGGAAAGCUACUUAGCUAUCUUUCGCUACCUGACGGACGAGCGGGAACCGUACGCGCCGGGCACGCCGGGCAACACCAAGCGCAAGAUUCGCAAAGCGGCGGCCUGCUACGUGGUCCGCGGCGGCACCCUGUACUACCAGCGGCGACUCAAGGGCCAGGACGUGUUCACCGAGCUGGAGGUGGUUCUGCGGGACGAGCGCAGGAAGGAACUGAUCGAGCAGACGCACGUCCUCGAAGGAGGGGAGCACCUCAACCAGCAGCUGACCUGGGAGAGCAUCUCGCGGAAGUACUGGUGGAGAGGUAUCCUGAAGCAAGUGAAGGAUCACAUCCGCGAGUGCACCACCUGCACCGCUCGCCGUGGCGCGGAUGACAGCCCUGGGGUAGGCGGGCGCGCAAACAGUCGGGCGAGGAAGCGCAAGACGGGCGACGAUGACGAUGACGACGAGGAUGAUGAAGAGGAGGAAGAGGGGGAGGUGGGAGAAGAAACGGAGGAUAGUCUCUUCCUCACAGACCUGUCUAGUCGGAGCAGAUCCAAGGUGGCAAAGACAGAUAAGCACGAGCUGGUUUAUGUGAACAGCAAAGGUGAAGUGAACCAGUUCCUUUCCAAUCACGGCCAGACGGUGCUGGAGAAACUCAACCAUCAGCGCAUCAACAAUCAGUUCUGCGACAUCACACUGCUGAUCGAGGGCGAGGAGUAUCGGGCGCACAAGGCGGUGUUGGCGGCGUGCAGCGAGUACUUCAACGAGCUCUUCUUCGAGAAGGGCGCCGCGUCCACGCACGAGGCCGUGGUCGACCUUGCCG